This is a messenger RNA of Chelmon rostratus (copperband butterflyfish), 5254 nucleotides long. RefSeq lists its product as uncharacterized. Gene Ontology annotation, biological process: regulation of transcription by RNA polymerase II. Lineage: Eukaryota; Metazoa; Chordata; Actinopteri; Chaetodontiformes; Chaetodontidae. Gene Ontology annotation, molecular function: DNA binding; DNA-binding transcription factor activity, RNA polymerase II-specific. The record is from RefSeq and is a predicted model, not a curated record. The transcript is spliced from 12 exons. Bases 4 to 4248 code for a protein of 1414 amino acids. Gene Ontology annotation, cellular component: nucleus.
AGUAUGGCGGACAGCGAAAGUGAUGUGGAAACAGACGGGCUUGAAUUAGCUCUAGACACGUUGUUUAAAAGACACUGCAGCGAUGAGUCGUCUCUGAGCAGCAAAAGCUAUUGCUCUGAGUUCUGUGAGUUGGUUGAGGAGUACACGGGGCAAUGGCAAGUUCCUCUUCCACAACUGAAGGUGCUGUGGACUGCACUCUGCAGUUUCACGAAAGCCACAGCUGCCUUCCCUGAUGACUGUCAGCACAUCCACUAUGUUCUCAGCAGUCUGGCCUUGAGCUUUUUUGAACUGAUGCUGUUUUUUAGUAAAGAAGAAUUUGUGGAAAAGCCUUUAAAAGACAUCCUCGAUUCCUUUCAGGAGUGCCACUCUCAGCUCCUGCGGCACAGAAACAUCUACCUUCAGCAUGUAAAGCAGAUCAUUAAAGCGGGAGGCCCAUGGGAGAAUCCAGUGCUGCAAGGAAUCCUGAAGGAGGCAGACUUGCCAUCAAAAGAGGUUGAGGAGUACUUAAGCUCAGAGUUGCCAGUAUUCCUUGAGCUGCGGGUUCGCUAUCUGCAGGCCUGUGAACGAAUCCAAGAGGCCAAGGCCCUGGCUAAAAGCUGCCUGGAGAACCAUGAGGCUGGGAGGCAUCUGUUCUUCCAUCAGGCCUACCUCACCUGCCUCUACAAGGCCUCAUUGCAUGAACACCUCCACAAGGAGAUGGCAGAGAUAGAUGGCCGAGAUGCUGUGGAGAUCAUCUGCAACACGGAGAGCGUUGAAAAAGAUGAGCUUCUGUUAUCGCUGUGUAAAACUUUCCUUACCCAGCAGCUACACAAUGGAGACAUGUACUACAUCUGGGACCUGGUGUUCAUCUGGAGCAGGUUGCAUCUUAGGGCCCAUCCCUCCAGACAAGGCUUUCUGGCUGAGUGCUUGCAGUUGGCUUCCUCUGCUACUAACAUCCGAGCCAUCUUCCCCUUCAUCAAACUGGUCACCACAGAGCUGGGGGUUGAAGGAGUCCAUGUCUGUGUGGAGCUUUGUGCCAGGGCCUUGCAGCUGUGUGACAUGCAGGCAGAGAGCGUGACCCGGUCCCUGGUUUGCAAGACCAUCGCGUUCCUGCUGCCUCAUGACCUGGAGAUCUGUCGAGCGUGUGCCCUGCUGGUCUUCUGUCAGGAACGCAGCCUGGAAGCUUACCGAACUGUCUGCUUGCUUUACAUGCAUCCUGACCAGGAGCCGCAUCCCCACAACAGCCCUGUUCGGACCAGUGUUCGCUUCCAUAUUCUACAGAUGCUCAAGGAGCGCCUGUGUUUUGACCCUGAGUUUUGGAACCUCCUGACCCUCAGGACCCAUUGCUUGGAGCUUAUGAGUGACAAGGUCAUGAAAGCUGCGGUUCUCAGUGAGAUGAAGGAGGAAGAGGAGAAGGAAUUCACUGAAGAGCUAUUCAUUAAUAAUUGUGUAAAUGACUCAUGCACUCAAGGUGUCAAUUCCUGCCAGUGCACUGAAGCUGCAUUUGUGAAGCAACAGCUUCCAGAAGAGCAGACUAUGGCUGGAGAGACAGAAAAGUGCGUUGCCCCAUCAAAUAAUACUCUUCUGAAGAGGAGAAAAUGGGGGAGAAGGAGAAAAGAGUCAAAGGUUAAGGAUGAGGCGGACAUCGGUGAUGAUCCAGAGAUCAAAUACAAUCUCAAAUCUGCCUCUUUAGUCAGUAAGCCUGUGUAUUCACUUAGACGAAAUCACACUAACGUGGAAAAUUCUGCUCCUGGGAGACUCCCUCUAAACCGCAAGAGAGAAUACUUGUCAAGGUGUGUGAAGAGCCAAAUUUUUAAAAGGAAGGGUCAGAAGAAAAGGUGGUUGCAGGGUCUUCCGAGGGUGGAUCAGGUGCAGACAGUUAAAGAGAAGAAGGUCAAAGUUAAAGGGAAAAAACGGGGACGGAAGCCUUUACAGAAACUGGAACUCUCCCACCCUGAUAAUGAAAUAUCCCUUCCAGAGGAGGAGUGUGGUUUGGAGGCAAAUACUGACAAGGAGGAGAGCGAACAGAAAGAGAACCAACCUGAGCAGAUGAAUGUUCUUGAGAAAGAAAACAGACUUGAGAAACAUACUGACUUGGUCUGUAGUAGCAGUGUCUGUGAACAAACCCAAGAGGAAUCUCAAACACACUUCGGUUCCGAGCUUUGUGAAGGUCCUCCCAGUGAGCAUCAAGCUGCUGUUCCUGCUGUUGAAGCUGAUCCUGAGCUUGAUGGUCCACCCUUAGAGUUACUUGAUUGUCCAGUAGAACUGUUACACAGCUAUUCUAUUAAAUCCAAAAAGCCUGACACUGAGAAACUGCAGCCUCCUGAAUCCUCAGCGUCAGAUGGGCUUAAUGGCGACACAGAAGAGGAGCCCCAACCCACAGUGGAAACAGAAGUAUCAAACACAGAGGUGAUAGCCAAGAGGACAUGGAAGGACAGAGUUCUCCGUACUCAACAAUAUGCCCACGUGAUGCACCACUGCAACUUCUGCCACAAAGACUACAAAGGCUUGAAUGUUAUGAGACAUGCUCUCUCACACCUGAAGAGUAGGAAACUAAGAUGUAUACUCUGUGGAAAACGCUUUAAACAGCUUCCAUUUGCCAAAAAACAUAUUGUGGAUCACAUUAAUGAAAUGUGCAAGGAGCCAUGUACUGUGGAUAUGCCAGCUGCAAAUGGAACAGUAGAUAAUGUAGAAAAUCAGAGCCAGCCUCAGGAUGAAAAUCAGACUUCCAUUUCCGACGAGGAAACUCCCGAACAGAAACCCGGAGGCAAAACUAAAGUGUCCAGCCUCAAGAGGGAAGAUCGAAUCAUCAGGAACCUCCGCACCCUCAUCAAAAAGACAUCCGUGCUUCACAAAAAGUGCAAGAACCCCAACGCAAAUAUAUUCAAGCAGGUCGACUUCAAGGAUGAGCAGGUAGUCAUUCAAGAUGGCCUGGUGAUCGUAAGAGAUCCUCAUGUGAUGGAGAAGGAGGGAGAGGGAGAAGCGAAGGAGACGCCAGCGGGAGAGAACGGCUACGGUGUGGACAUCACAUAUCACCUGUGCCCCUCGGAGUCCUGUGAUAGAGUGUUCUUGAGGGUCAGCACCACGCUAACAAAGCAUGCUAUCAAAUGCCACAGCAACGAAGAGAAGGUGCUGGAGAAGACGUUUGUUUGGGCCAAAAACAAGUGCACUAUAUGCCUCAGGCAGAUACAGUUUCUCCAGCAAUAUAAGGACCACAUGAAGCUCCAUGAUACUCCUCUCCAGCACUUCUGCUACCAUCUGGAGUGCAGCCAGCGCUUCUUGACACACCAGGAAUUAAAGACCCAUGUCAGUACCCACCAGCCCUUCAGACCUCAGUGUCCAUUCACAGACUGUGAGAAGCUAUUCUCGACCCUUCAAGGUCUCUAUGACCACGAAUGGAGACACUACAUCCCCGCGCCUCAAAGAGACGAGCUGGAGGUGGGACCCGUCCGACAGAAGAAGCAAAAUGCUGAAGCUCCGUGGAAGCAGAGAGUGAAGGUUGAGGAGACAUGGCUGCAGAGUAAAAAGGGGCCAAGCAACAGUCCUGUCUUUGACCAUGCUGAGGCCUCUAAUCUUGACGAUUUCAAUGAAAACGACAACACUGAAGAUCAGCCUUGUGAUGUAAAUGUCCCAGACAGUAGCCAAGACCUGUCUAAAUCUGAUAAUAGUUCAGAGACGGGCACUCAUGAGCUCAUGGAUGACAGCAAAGUCACCAUCAAUGGAUACGGAGAUGAGGCAGGAAACCAAGUGUCGGAGGGAAAGAGCUCCACUUGUCACACUGGUGCUGCAGCAGCUUCACGCAAGACCUGUCGAAAAAGGACGCCGAUCGAGCGGGACCCCUUGAAUGUCCGAGACCUCGAGGAUUUAUCCACACUGUCUGAAGGAGUCCAGCAGAAACUGGGAGAGCCACACAUCACUGAGCACAAAACCUUCAGACCAGAGGAUCCCUCCUACGCGACUUUUGUCAAAGCCCCCUUCAUCCGGCCACCACCCUCCACCUACAUGGAUGAAUCCCUGCUCUCGAUGCGCAAGAGGAGGUCCACUGACGAGGCCGCUCCGAGGAAAAAUGUUUACUGGAGCAAUAAGAAAAAGGAGGAGCCGGCGCCAGAAAAGGAGCAGCACAAGAAUAGCGAGGCCCCUGAGCAGAAGAUCAGGUCUCGCUGUGACAAAUGUCUUUCCUCCUUCAGCAGCUUCGAAGAAUUACAGAAACACCAAGCCCUUAACACCUGCUCUGCACUCUUUGGCUUUGAUUCUGAUGAUGAAGGUUAGUUGUAAGUGAAGAGGAGCUGUAACUGGAGUGACCAUUGUACUCUGCCACCUGGCUCAGGGAAAGGAUUCGAGAUAAAGGAACACUGGAACCCUUUCUUAUUACUCAGAUACAGUACUUAUUUAAAUUUUGGAUACCAGUUUGUCAAAUUGGAGGAUUUUUUUGUCUCUUAAUUUAACUGAUAAAGCCUUUUCGAAGCAAUACUUUUGACAGCUAAAUGUAGUUUUGAAUGCAUUGUUUUUCUUCAAAACACCAUCAGUGUGCCAAGUACGGGAAAGAAGAACAAAUCUGUGAUGAAUCCCCAUAUUCUCUUCAUCUAUGAUUGGUUGAUAUUUAAAGAAUUUCUCAGCAAAUCUAAAAGCAAUGCAGAGAAAACAUAUACUGUCCAAGACAACUUCCCUGGAAUAAAAAAAUCACAGGAGUUAUCUGUGUAUAAAUACUCAGUUACUUACAGCUUUAAAAUAACUUAAUGACAAACCUUUGCUGGACUCACCAUAUCAUGGGAAAGUUACAGUAACACACGGAAUAUGUAACUUUUGGGAAAAGGGUUGUUAACCUGCUAUGGGAAAGAUAAUGGUCACCCAUUUAUUUCCGUUUUUAAAACGUCAUUAUUGAAGCAGCAACACUUAAAUACAUUGAGGUUUGAAGCAGAGCUGAAUGCAAAGCAGUGUAGUCUGACUGCAGUUUAGCCCUUCUGGCAAACUGCAUCGCCAUCAGAACUUGGCUACAAUAAUGAAUGACGAUGAUGUAUUUUAUUUAUUUUUGGUUGUCUUUCAGAAUGACCUGUUGACACUAUAAUGUACAUGUCCAUUUGGGUCCUACAACCCCAAUUCCAAAAAAACUGGGACGCUGUGUAAGACGUAAAUAAAACCGAAUGCAGUUAUUUGCAAAGAACUGUGUUUACUGACAGCAGUUUUAGGAAGUGUUACGAGGCCCAUGUAGUAACAUCCUUUAUACAAUCAUGUGUUCACAAAGUGGUGAACCUCGCUCCAUCCUCGAUUAUGAACC